Molecule: messenger RNA, 2780 nt
Organism: Osmerus eperlanus (European smelt)
Lineage: Eukaryota; Metazoa; Chordata; Actinopteri; Osmeriformes; Osmeridae
Product: B-cell scaffold protein with ankyrin repeats-like
Exons: 17
Coding region: 81-1937 (618 amino acids)
Biological process (GO): negative regulation of phosphatidylinositol 3-kinase/protein kinase B signal transduction; negative regulation of B cell activation; B cell activation
Molecular function (GO): signaling receptor binding; protein tyrosine kinase binding
Source: RefSeq, a predicted model, not a curated record
UCAUAACAGAGUUUGUGUGAAGCCAGCAGGUUCUUUGUCACUCUAGAGUAAAGAAGCGAUACACAGCACUAAAGAGAAAGAUGAGCUACACAGCUGAGGAGCUUCUGAUCAUCUACGAGGCAGAAGCAGAGCAGUGGGCUACGUACCUGCGCUCCAUCUUCACUGGUCCCAUUCAGGAGGGUGGGAUCUGCUGCUACGACAUCGGUGCCGUGUCGAGCCGGCGGGUGGACUUCCUGUGUUUAGUCAGAUACAAAUGCAAGCUCCUGAUCCUGUCUAAGGGGAUGCUGGAGAGCAUGUGCCGACUUCGCCGGUUCUUUCUGGCCCGCCUUCUCUGUCCGGCAGCGAGCGUCGUGGUGCUCCUUUGUGGAGUGGACAGCCUGACUCCUCUCCUUGAGCUGGUGCCCCUGAAGGGGGGGGAGUGCCUGCAGAUCUCCAGUGAGCAGGAUGUACAGGAGUACCUGUCGGCUGUGACAGAAAUCGUGUACAGAGGUGCUCCAUCUCCAGAAGUGAAUCCCAGUCCUGCCACGCCUGGGAGAUUCCCUGGACCAGAACCAACUCUGUUGAGAAGGCAGUCCAGCAAAGCUCCCAGUGUCAAAAACAACAUUAUGGUUGUGCCUUCCAGAGUCGCCUGUGGGAGCCCCGGAGAGGUGUUCAUUCUCUUAACAGACAGCGUACUCAAUAACGAUGUUGAGGUGGAGUUCCUGGGAAGGGGUAGAAGAGUGACAGUGAAAGCUGGGCUGUGGAAUGAUCUGACCCUCUGUGUGACGGCAGCAGACUUCCCUGUAGGGUGUGUUGACAUAACUGUGUAUUGUGGCACAUUGGCAAUUGGCAAGACUCAUUUGCAGUACUACAACACUAUGGAGGAGAUAGGUCACCUUCUCGCAAAGGUGGCAGACCCUGUCGAUUUCAUGUGCCAGGCACUACAGGUGUCCUCAGUAGAGAUGCUGGAUCAGAGGCUGUCCUCCAUCUUGGUGGAACGCAUGCCUUCCAGAGGCUUCCAGGGCCUGCAACCUGAUGGCACACCUGAGACAGAAACACACCAAGAAAUACCUUCGCUCCUCCACUUUGCUGCAAAAAAUGGAUUCAAGGAUGUGUGCAGUGUACUGCUGCAGUGCCCUGGGGCGAAGACUGCUUUGCACACUCUUAACUCUCACGGUCAGACACCGCUUGAGCUUGCCCAAAGUGAAGGUCACGCUGAACUGCACAUUCUUUUGAAGGAAACACUAAAUCUCUUCACGGACGAAGACAAUGAAGAGUCCGGUGUGUACGAGCACAUGCAGAGGAGGACAGCAAGGGCCCCACGUGAGGAGCCAAGCGACCUGGAUGAAGAUGAGGAGGACCCAUACGCUCUGCUUGGGAUAAAUGACGAAGAGUAUGAUACAAUCUUGGCCCCAAGCCACACCAUGGUCAUUGCCAACCGCCCACCUGCACCCACACCCCGUCCUGAGACCACCCCAACCAAGGAGGACCAGACUCCCUUCAUCGCUCAAGUUUUCCAGAAGAAGAUGUCACAGAGUGACUCUGAAACUCUGUAUUCAUACCCCACAAAGCAGGCACAAGGGGAAGACAACAUUUCCUGUACAUAUGACACAUUUGUGCCAAGUCACCCACCAGGCCUGGAGCAACUCAUAGAGCUGCAGGAGAAGGUCAAGCGAGGUUCUCUAACUAUGGAUGAGGCUCUUGAGCAAUUCAGUGACUGGCAGCGAGUUCAAAAGGGCAUGGAUGCUAUUCAGCAGCAGAAACUCCGUCAGCUCAGAGCGAGCAUCAUCAACAACAGAGAAGAUGACCAGAGUAUCUAUGAUAAAAUCAGCAUUAUUCAUCAUACACCAGAUGUGAAGGAAUGUCGACGAGGAAGCCAGCCCGUGGAAACUGAAUUUUACAGCAAGCCGCUUAAAGGACAAAAUUCAAAUGUCUUGUGGAAAGCGGAUAAACGGUGAAGACCACACACAAGAGAAUUCACUCAAAGGCCACACACAAGAGACUGUGAUAUGCCGUCAAACAAGAUAGAAAGACCGCGAUGACCGUUUGCUGAUUGGUUUACUGUAUCAGUUCUGUUUGUGUGGCCUUGUACUAUUAAAUACAUUUACUGCACAUUUUCUCUUAUUUAAGCACAUUAUACAUUUUUGUAUACUCAAACAUACUUAAACAAGAACAUGAUUAAUAAAUGUAGUUUAUAACCUUUCCAAUUCACUUUUAUUUUCCUUCCCAUAUGAAUACAAAUCCAAUUUGUAUUUCAAGAUCAAUUGGUUUAGUUAAUUCCCGUUGUGACAGGAAUCAUUUUAUUUCUAUACUCAAGGGGGAGCUGUAAGUCUAAAUAUCCCAGCCAGUUCACAUAACACCUUUGUAGGGAGACAAAAUUCAGCUCUUCAUUAUACUCGUGUUAUUGUUGUUUUUCAAGUUCUAAUGUACAGUCAUUUCGGAAUAGGGUAACUGUCACUGACGCCAAAUAUUUGGUAGAUGAUAUUUAAAUUCUCAAAUCAGUUGAGAUUAAAAACUGAAAUGGUUUUCUAAUAAAUGCGGAUGAUUCGUUCAUAUUAUUUGACUAUUUUGUAUUUCAAUAGUUUCAUUGAAACUCUGGAUUCCUGAGCACCAUGAUCCUCCAUGAUGGUUCUCCUUACCCCUCACUCCCGAACAUUUAAAACAUGGGUGGCUUUUUAAUGGUUUUAAAGAAUAUUUUAUUAAAACAUGGCUAUAUUUUUUUGUGAUGUCUUUCCUCAUUGAGCAUUAUGCAUUGUCUGUGUGUUUUGUACCUGAAUAAAAUGUACAGUAUGGGAUUUGGG